AUGUAUGAUCUCUCCAGCGGUAAGAGCUUGCCAGAGUAUAUGGAAGAAGCUAAGAAAAAGAAGAUCAAGUUAAAACAGUUAGAUGAGUACAGAAAUAGAAUUGAGUUAAUUUAGGACUUUGAGUUUAAUACAUCUUGUCAACGAGUUAAGGUAUCAGAGGAUUAGCAUUAUGUUAUAGCUACUGGAAUAUAUGCACCUAUGGUUAAAAUAUUUGAUACUCAAGAACUAACCAUGAAAUGCGAAAGAGGGCUUGACUCUGAGGUCGUCCAAUUUUAGAUACUCUCUUCUGAUUAUUCAAAGCUGGCUUUUCUAUGUGCAGAUCGUACAAUUGAGCUACAUGCUUAAUAUGGUAGACAUUUCAAGAUAAGAAUUCCUAAGUUUGGUAGAGAUAUGAUAUACUAACCUCAUUCAUGUGAUUUAAUAUCUGUAGGUGCGACAAAUGAAAUAUACAGAUUGAAUUUAGACCUUGGCAGAUUCAACACCACAUUAAUAAGUGAAUCUCCUGAGAUUAAUUGUGUAGAUUAUAGUCCUGAUCUUAAUGUUAUUGCAACUGGAGGUAUUGAUGGAAAGGUUGAGUUUUGGAAUAUGGAUACCAGAAACAGAGUAUGUGCAUUGACACCAAGUAGUAUCAACUUAUAGGAUGAAGAGAUUACUGCUAUCAAAUUUGAAUAAGACUCCUUGAAUAUUGCUAUUGGUACUCAAAAAGGAAAAGUGCUUUUGUACGAUAUGAGAUAUCCAUUGCCAUUAUUGACAUUGAAUCAUCAUUAUAGAUAGCCUAUAAAUACUAUUGCAUUCCAUAAAGCUUCAAGAAAGAUUGUAUCAUCAGAUAAGAAGAUCAUAAAAAUCUAUGAGAAGGAUUCUGGUCGUUUGUUUACUAAUAUUGAACCUAAAACUGGUAUCAAUUCUUUUGAGCUUUGUGCAGAUACUGGUCUUAUUUUUGCACCUCAAGAAUAGAAAAAGAUUGGUACAUAUUUCAUCCCAAGUCUAGGUAACGCUCCCAAAUGGUGUGCUUUCCUUGAAAAUCUUACUGAAGAAAUGGAGGAGUCCAAGGAGACAUCUGUCUAUGAAGACUUUAAGUUCCUCACAAUGAAUGAACUCUAAUAGCUGAAUGCCACUCAUCUGGUAGGAACUCCAAUGUUAAGAGCUCAUAUGCAUGGUUACUUUAUUGAGAUGAGAGCUUAUUAGAAAUUACUUAGUGUAGCAGAUCCAUUCGCUUAUGACAGAUAUAGAAAAGAAUUGAUUAGUCAAAAAUUAAAUCAAUUGAGAGAAAAGAGAAUUCAAAUACCAAAUAAAAUGGCUUAAGUAAAUAAGGAAUAUGCUAAAGAAUUACAAGAGUAAAAAGAGAAAGGUAAGAAAGGCAGUGCUGUUGAUAAGCUGAUGGAGGAUUCAAGAUUCGGCAGAAUGUUUAAUGAUACUGAAUUUAAAAUUGAUAAAAAUUCAGAAGCCUAUAAAUUGAUCAAACCACAAGAGUCUAAGAAAGGAAAUAGAGAAGAGGAUAUGGACUCAAUAAAUGGAUAAGACUCAGAUGAUGAUGCUAAGACUGGAUCCAAAGGAUAAAACUUAAAUAAGCUAUUUAGUGGGGGAGUUGAUGAAAGUGAUGAUGGCAAGAAUAGUGAUGAUGAAGAUGAUUUCUAAUCUAAACUUAAUAAAAAAGAUAAAAAGAAGUAUAAAAAGCAAAAUAAAGAUAAAAUUCUUCUAGGAAAAGGAGCGAUAAGAAAUCUUAACACUCCAUAAACAAGUGAAAGCUCUAAAAAGAUAAAGAAGCAAUAGCAGUAUAAGGGCAAGCAUGUUAUCACUGAUGAAUAGGUAAGACAAAAGCUAAAGACCAGAAGAAUGGUUGUUUCAUCUUACAAGCUUAAAUGA
Stylonychia lemnae is the source of this 1863-nucleotide messenger RNA. The record is from the annotation of a GenBank genome assembly. NCBI's taxonomy places the organism in Eukaryota, Ciliophora, Spirotrichea, Sporadotrichida, Oxytrichidae.